Messenger RNA from Electrophorus electricus (electric eel), 503 nucleotides. Its product is annotated as cystatin-like. The record is from RefSeq and is a predicted model, not a curated record. NCBI's taxonomy places the organism in Eukaryota, Metazoa, Chordata, Actinopteri, Gymnotiformes, Gymnotidae. Gene Ontology annotation, molecular function: cysteine-type endopeptidase inhibitor activity. Gene Ontology annotation, cellular component: vesicle; cytoplasm.
UAUGUAUUUGGAAAGAUGCUUUUUAGCCCAUAUUCUCUUGACGUACGUGACUGUCGUCUUUUAUUGCUGUGUUUUCGGAGAAGCUGUAGCUGGAGGGCGAAGCUCUGUGCCGACAAAUUCAGCUGCGGUGCAACAGGCCGCUCUGUUCGCUGUGGUAGAAUAUAACAAAGUCUAUUCCAAGCAGAUGACUGCUUUCAAGAUCAGUAGUAUUAUUUCUGCCGAAAGUCAGGUAGUGGCAGGAUUUAAGUACUUUCUUAAGGUGAAGCUCGGACUGACACGAUGCUCCAAAAACACAACUGGUGCAGCUCUUCAAUCCUGUCCUCUAAAAGCCCAUGGCAUGGUUCUCCUUUGUAACUUUGUGGUGAUAGAAAUCCCAUGGGAAUCUGUUGAGCUGCUUGUGGUGAAUGGAUGUACAAAAUUAUCAGGAUGAACAGUGGUAGAUGGCAUCUUGCUGCUGCUUUUGUUGAAGACCAAAUGCAUCUGUUGGAAGUGUACAUAAUAAA